AUGAAUAAAGAAACACUAAAGGAUCUAUUGACGACAUCUAGAAAAUGGACAGAAUCAGAUGAGCAUAUACUACAGAAGCCAUAUUUACAUAUUGCAAAACAGGAAGGUAAAAAGUUUCGUUCCAAAUUGAUUGAAACCUUCGCUAUAUUUUAUAAUAUGCCAAAACAAGAUAUCCAUUAUUUGCAGAAAAUCAUAGAAAUAUUGCAUACUGCUUCGUUAAUGAUAGAUGAUAUAGAAGAUAAUUCCCUAAUGAGACGUGGUGUGAAGACCUCUCAUUUAGUGUAUGGUAUUCCGAUGACGCUAAAUAGUGCAAACUAUAUGUAUUUUGUAGCAAUGUCAUAUGUGAAAGAGUUAGGUAAUGCACUUCCUUCAACACAGCUAAAUGAUGAAACAGACAAAACACAGAUUGGACUAAUGGAAAUUUUUCAAGAAGAAUUGAUCAACCUUCAUCGUGGGCAAGGUUUGGAAUUAUAUUGGCGUGACACGAAUACCAUCCCAACUAUAGAUAUGUACUUUGAUAUGGUAGCAAACAAGACAGGUGGCCUAUUCAGGCUUGCGAUAAGAAUGAUGGAGUUUUUAGCAAACUAUUACGAAGAUAAAAAAGAUAACAAAGAUCAAAAAUUUAAUUUGAUCUCCAAUUCUUUGGUACCACUAUGUAACAUGCUUGGUGUCAUUUAUCAAAUCAGAGACGAUUAUCUUAACUUGGUAGAUGAUACCAUGCAACAAAAGAAGGGUUUUGCUGAAGAUAUUACUGAGGGUAAACUUUCCUUUCCUAUAAUACAUGCAUUGGCUCAGGAAGCAAACCUUAUUUCGAUUGACAGUACACAUAAACCAUUUCUUAAAAAUACAAUUUUCUCUAGAACAGAUAAUAUAGAUGAAAAGAAAACAUUUAUUAAAAUAUUACAAGAUGAAACCAAUUCUUUAAGUUAUACUAGUGACACGUUAAAAAAUAUAAUAUCACUUCUUAAUGAGGGAAAUUAUUAUCCAAUACCCAUACUUGAAGAUUGCACACUCGACAGAACUAAAAUCGACAUUCUGAAAGCAAUGGUAGAAAAGUUAGCUGCUAUUUAG
Messenger RNA from Maudiozyma saulgeensis, 1071 nucleotides. NCBI's taxonomy places the organism in Eukaryota, Fungi, Ascomycota, Saccharomycetes, Saccharomycetales, Saccharomycetaceae. The record is from the annotation of a GenBank genome assembly.